Molecule: messenger RNA, 7149 nt
Organism: Harpegnathos saltator (Jerdon's jumping ant)
Lineage: Eukaryota; Metazoa; Arthropoda; Insecta; Hymenoptera; Formicidae
Gene: Pi3K68D
Product: phosphatidylinositol-4-phosphate 3-kinase catalytic subunit Pi3K68D
Exons: 26
Coding region: 512-5869 (1785 amino acids)
Biological process (GO): cell migration; phosphatidylinositol-3-phosphate biosynthetic process; phosphatidylinositol 3-kinase/protein kinase B signal transduction
Cellular component (GO): plasma membrane; phosphatidylinositol 3-kinase complex; cytoplasm
Molecular function (GO): 1-phosphatidylinositol-3-kinase activity; 1-phosphatidylinositol-4-phosphate 3-kinase activity; phosphatidylinositol binding
Source: RefSeq, a predicted model, not a curated record
GAGCGAGAGAAAGAGUGAGAGGGAGAGAAACAGUGAGCGUUUCGAAAGCACUUGUCAACGAGACGUUCCGUCGGGAUAAUGCCACGGUGAUCCGUCAUUUUUCGUCUCACGAUUGUGUCCUGUCGACCGCAACCAACCGCAACUUUGCCUAUCGCGAAAACGAUAACGCGGUCCUUUAAACACGAUCACUGGCCGCUCGUUAUCACGUUACUUCUGUUUCUUAUCGCUACACGCGGCGUUACAUUACGCUCGCGGUAGCCAGUAACGUAUGUAUCACACAACGUCGUCGGGAAUCCGCGAAUCUCAAUAUCCGUCCUGCCUGAUUCCGUCCGAUGUGGUGAUCGACUUGAAAUCUUGGUAUUUAUGAGAUGUCACGGAGUGACGCGCUCAAAGUGCGCGACAGACAGUAAAUGCUCCAUGAAUGGACGUCGUUCUUGAGACAAAGCGGUUAUUCACCUCGACAAUCGAGCAGAAGUCACCUGUUGUUUUGUUGCUUCUUCGUUUAGCAUAGAUGUCACACUGCAGUAAAAAUACCUGUGAUCAGAAGACUGCGGUGAUUGAUCAUGAGAGGCAGUUUCAGGAGGACUUAGAAAGAGCUCAAGCAUUGAGUUUAGAGAGCUUGGCUCUAGAGAAAUUUAGACUGCAAAAGUUGCAGUCCAAUGUGCAGCAAUUGUGCUCUAGACAAAACAAUGUGUGCAAUAGAAAUAGUACAGUAUCCGAGACAGAUGGAUGUUCACAAGGAGAAAGAUCCCAAUGCAGAAGUCGACCAAGACCUGGAUUUUUCAACACAAAUCAAAAGAAUUCUGUAAUAUUGGCCCCACCACCUCCGAUACCAUGUAGAAGAAAUUCAACCACCACUGCAGCCAGUCAGGAUUCUUCUACUGAUUUGAUCAACUUUACAAGUCCUGUGAAACAGGAUAAUCUAGCUGAAUAUUGCCCGACACCACCUCCACCACCACAAAAAGCACCGAUAGAACCUAAAUGGGAUACUCAUCCAUCUAUAUUAAAGAGACAAUCAAGAGUAUCACGAAGUAAUAGCUCAGUUGGUGCAUAUCAUUCCAGAGAUUUCAGAUAUCAUUCUCUUUCUCCAGGCCCACGGUCUUCUACGGCACCAUGUACACCAGGAACACCAGGAAUUAGUCCUAUCAUGUCAAGAGCUAGCAGUGUUAGCAACAAUGUACCUGAUAUUGCACCGCAGCCUGCAUGGAAAUCUAUUACACUUAAGCAUUUUUUCUUCAGACAGAUUCCUCCAUUGCCUAUGAAUUAUAGACCAACUGUUGCGCCUGCCAUGUGUGCACCAUCAAUAUCAGCAUUUUGUAUGGACGACGAACAGUUGAACGUGUUAAAAGUAAUAGAGAAAAAGCCAAAUAGCAAUCUUAUAGAUUUGAGUAGUUUUGAACAAACGGAAGACAAGACGAAUGUACGAGUUAGCGUGUUAGAAGCGUUUGAUCCAUUACUUAUAAAGACUGACAAUAGAAACGAUUCCACACAAAACCAUAAAGACGACUCGCAAUCGCAAGUUAGUGGCACUGUAUACGAUCCGUUCGAUCCAUUUGAUUAUAUGUACAGCACAAACGAAAGCGCCAAUUCGGAUCCAGUUUACGUCGCUGUGGAGAAAUCUGCAAAAUCGCCGGCUAUUUCACCAGCUGCGCCUCCACCCUUACCUCCUCGGAAUUCAUCUGCAUGGAAUACCAUAGAGAGACGAAAAACUUCUUUGGAUCGUCGACAAAAGCGUCAAACGCGUUUAUACGAGAACGUAACGGUCAUAAAAACCAGGUCAUCUCUUCAUGAUUGUGACUUGAAGGCGUUCCACAGUAUGAUCAAAUUUGUACGAGGCGAGUUUCCCUUUAAUAAUCCCACUACAAAUAUCGGCUACGUCGUGAGUCCAACGAUGGAGAACUUAUACCCAGAUGGUACAAGUAUAAAAUUGGUAGUUCAUCCACAAUUGACCAGUAGCACUAAAGAUCCAGUACCGUCUAUUUCUUUUACCUGUAAUGUGAAUUGUAGCGUUGAACAUGUUAUUCUGAACGUCGCCUGUUCUUUAGAGGAUGAGGAUACAGUAAAUGUAGAGAAAUAUUGUUUAAGAGUAUGGGGACUAGCUGAGUACCUCGCACCUAAUACAACUUUAGCACAAUAUGAGUAUAUACAUCAGUGUAUUAAAUUAGAAAAGGAUAUCGAAUUAGCUAUAAUGAGCAGAUCACAAAUUAAACAAUCUAUUGCUCGAUCGUUGCAGGAUGACAAUCGCGACCACUGUCUAAAGUUGGAAGAUAUUCUACCAAACGAGCCUUCACAACCUAUUUCAUAUGAUACAUUACUUAUUUUACUAGAAACAGUGGAGAAAGAAAUGGAACGCGUAGAGACCGCAGCGAUACAAUUGGCCACCACAAACCAAGGUUCUAGCUUACUACCUCAACUUCAACCACGCGGCGUAGUGCAAGCGGUAAAAGCGGUGUGUGCCUUAAUGGGAAGCAUCGAGACAUUCGAGAUCACAGAGGCCGUUGACAAUUUCGUGAAUGCUUGCUGCCAGUUCCUGCCACAAGCUCACACGGCCAAUAUAGAAUGCAAGAAACCAGAAAUCUUGCACGAGGACGGUGAUUACGCUGUGGUCACCUUAAGAAAGAAAUUUCCCGACGUAAUCGCCUCGCAUUGUCAUAAAAUCCGUGACGCUAUUCAAGAACUCGUUGAAACUUACUGUCAUGCGUUCAGAGUCGACUUUCAGUUGAACAGCAAAGGAGAAUUCCCGACAAAUACGCUGGUUUCAUCAGAGGUGAUCGAUACUAUUUUGGUGCGUGUCGGAGCACUGCAUAGACUACCGAAUUCGUGGAAACACGACGAUUAUAUAGUGGCAGCUCAAAUAUUUCAUGGAACUAGGCCGGUAGGGAAUCCCGUUUUAUCGGAACCAAUGACGGUCAGCUCAAAUUUUUACCAGAGAAUUUUAUUUAAUACAUGGUUGGAAUUUCGCGGAAUAAGCGUAUGUCAAGUGCCGAGAGAAGCCAGACUCGUGCUAGUUCUUUACGGCCGUACUUUGCAACCUGCUGAACACGAGUCCAAUUCGUCCGCGGAGAAUUCAAUGCAGAAAGAGGAACUUGGAUGGGGUGCUAUACAAUUCUUCGAUUAUGAUGGCGUUAUGAGCCAAGGGAGCUUUUUUCUGUCCCUCUGGCCAGCUAUUGCAGACAAGAGAUUAGGUCCAGCGCCAGCACCCGGAAUUCACCCGCAUGGCGAUACUCACCCCAUCAUAGGAUUAGAGCUACCCGAUUACGGAGGAAAGGUAUUGUUUCCUACCGAGUUGAGGGAUCAUGACGUGGAAUCGCUCGACUUCAAUUCGUUAGAUCAAAAUACGCAAGAACUAUUGAUCGACAUCACGCAGCAAGACACGUUUUCGAGACCGCCUAUCGACGAACGGGAGAUCCUUUGGGAGAAAAGGCAUUAUCUACAUGAUAGACCGGAAGCUCUACCUAAGGUAUUAUUAGCUGCGCAUAGUUGGGACUGGGCAUGCUUACCAGAUUUACACGCGUCGCUCAGAGUUUGGAGUCCGUUGCCUCCAGUGCAGGCCUUGCAGUUACUUUUGCCGUGCUUUCCAGACAUGAAAGUCAGGGAAAUGGCAGUUGAGUGGAUUCGCGAGCUAAGCAACGAUGAAUUAGUCGAUUAUUUACCGCAAUUACUUCAAGCGAUGAAACAUGAGACAUACGAAGCUUCACCUCUGACACGAUUUUUAUUGGAGCGUGCCUUACUUUCACCACGAGUGGCUCAUCACGUUUACUGGUUAUUGACUCAAGCGCUACCGGGACAGAGUCCCCAGGUACAGGUUGGGGGAUCAGCAUUGAAUUCUGCUGAGAUUGCCGCGGAAGAUGACAAGGCUAUCAGUUACGCUCGUUAUCACCGGAGACUGCAAUUAAUGUUGAGAGCAUUGUUGGCAGUUAUUGGAGAUGCGCUGAGAAAUAGUUUCCUUACUCAACAAUUACUAGUUAAAAAUCUUCAUGAGGUAGCUGAAAAUAUUAAAGUCACAAAGGAAUCGUUACGCAUAGAAACACUUAAAAGCGGCCUACAAAACAUACACUGCCAGUUAAUGGAAGAUGAUGGCACGUGUUUGCCGUUGUCUCCUAGUAAAUUAGCGUUCGGCAUAAACGUAUCUACAUGUGCCUACUUCCCAUCGUUCACUCUCCCAUUGAAAAUUAACUUCAUCGGUUGUGACAGUGUAAUAAGUCCCGCAAUUUUCAAGGUUGGUGACGAUUUACAGCAGGAUAUGUUGACUCUCCAAAUGGUGCGUAUUAUGGACAAGUUGUGGUUGAAGGAAGGACUCGAUCUGAAAAUGGUUACUUUCACUUGUGUACCGACCGGCCACAAACGUGGAAUGAUAGAAAUGGUCACAAAUGCGGAAACAUUGCGAAAAAUUCAAGUUGAAUUUGGUUUAACCGGGUCGUUUAAAGAUCGACCGAUCGCAGAGUGGUUGGCGAAACACAAUCCCUCAGAAUUAGAGUACGAAAGAGCGGUAGCAAAUUUCACGGCAUCUUGCGCCGGUUAUAGCGUCGCCACUUAUAUCUUAGGGAUAUGCGAUAGGCACAACGAUAACAUAAUGUUGAAAACAUCUGGUCAUUUAUUUCAUAUUGACUUCGGAAAGUUCCUUGGCGAUGCGCAAAUGUUUGGAAACUUCAAAAGAGACAGGACACCGUUUGUGUUAACGUCAGAUAUGGCAUAUGUUAUAAAUGGGGGCGACAAACCUUCUGCGAAGUUUCAUCAUUUUGUAGAUUUGUGCUGCCAAGCUUUCAAUGUAGUUCGAAAACAUGGAAAUCUUAUUCUUCAUCUUUUUGGACUGAUGACUUCGUCUGGCAUCCCUGGAGUGACCAUGGACGCAGUCAGUUACGUACAGAAAGCACUACUCCCGGGACAAACGAAUCCCGAAGCAGCGGCAACUUUCGCUCGAAUGAUAGAGAGCUCGUUGAAGAAUUGGUUCACACAGUUCAACUUCUUCCUGCAUAAUCUGGCGCAGCUCAGAUUCUCCGGAGAUCACAGCGAUGGAGAACUCCUGUCCUUCAUCCCGCGCACAUAUUCAAUGCAACAAGAAGGUCAAUUAACAAGCGUCCAGGUUCACGGCUACCAAAAACGCUACGAUCCGGAAAAAUAUUAUAUGUAUAUUUUGCGGAUACAACGGAAAGGUCAAGCAGACCCAACGUAUUUGUUUCGAUCGUACAAAGAAUUCUGUGAAUUCUAUCAAAAAUUGUGCAUACACUUUCCACUUGCCAAGGUGGCUAGCUUACCGAGCGGAAUGAGCGUCGGACGCUCCAACAUUAAGCAAGUGGCUGAUAAACGACGGGCAGAUAUAGAGAAGUUUCUUGUAAGUCUGUUCAAAAUGGCACCAGAAAUUUCUCAAAGCGAUCUGGUGUAUACUUUCUUUCAUCCGUUGCUGCGAGAUCAACAGAACGCUGAUAUUCGCUUGCGUAAAGUCAAAGUUGGAAACUGGUGGGCAGAGAAGAGGGUCAGAGACAAUGUGCAAAAUGGCCAGAUCAAAUUAUCUCUUCACUAUGCACGUGGCACCUUGUCUGUCAUGGUUUAUCAUGCUCGAGGACUCCCUAAAGUAGCUAACGCUCAAGAACCAAAUACAUAUGUGAAGGUAUACCUUAAGCCCGAUCCCACGAAAGCGACGAAGCGGAAAACAAAGGUGAUAAAGAAGAACUGUCAUCCGUCAUUUAUGGAAAUGUUGGAGUACAGAAUGCCGCUAGAAGUGAUAAAAGAAAGAACGCUUGAAGCAACGAUAUGGAAUCAUGAUACCUUGCAGGAAAACGAAUUUCUUGGUGGCAUAAGUUUACCACUCGGACGUCUCGACUUGACAAACGAAACCAUCGAAUGGUUUCCGUUGGGUAGCGUACGAUGAAACGAGUAUAAAGACUGCCUUGAAAUUGAGUCUCUUAAUGCUCAUAGAGAUCUAGAAACUAUCACAUCAGAAGACAUAACUUUAGCGCACAAUAUUAAAGCUUCUUCAUCACAUUAUGCACAAACGAGUGCAAUUAUCACCGCGCUUAUUCGCGAUAUAAAAAUAAUCUUUAUUUAUAUUACUUCACAUCUAGCAGAGUCUUGCUUCCUUAACGAAGUAAUUUCGCAAUUUAUAGAAUGACAUGGUAGAUGUUAAGAACUAUGUGAUAUCCAGGAGAUAAUUAUAUGCAGAGGAAAAGUCAGCUUCUACAAAAGUUGCUAAGGAAUAUAAAGUAUACAUAAUAAUUAUUUAAAGAAACAUAUAAGUGCACUCGUUUGCACAUCUUGCGCAAAAUUAUUCUGAUGAAGUCAGGAGCGUAUUAAAUGAUCAUGAUUGUGCAAAACAUCGUUUAUGGGCUUCCAUGGUGAUUUGUUAUGACAGAAAUCGAAUGAUAAUACAUGGUGUAAAUAGUUGUCCUUUAUUAUACUCUUACUUGAUAAAUAAAAGUAUAAUGAAGAUGCAUUUUCCUGAAUCUUCCGGUGCAAUUGUGACUUUGAAUGUUUUGCAUAUCAUCAUUCCGACAUCUGUCUCCGAUAACUGAUUACUGUACAAACUCGUGAGUAGUGGUUUGCAAUCGUGAUCAUUUGAUGCGAUUGCUUUAUAGGGAAAAGAGUGUGCAAACGAGUGUGCAAUGUACAACAUGGCCUGUCGCAAAAGUAAUGGGGCUUUCUUGUUGUGAUAACAAUGGGUGUUAAAAAUGUAAUUCUUAAAUCUUAGUAUCUUGUAGACAUGAGACUAGAUGUGAUACGAUUUAUUCAGUAUGUCUCACGUACUCGUAAAUUAAACAAAAGUAUGUUUCAUGAUUGCGUCGCAAAAGUGGAGCACAGAGAUAUCAAGCGAAAGUCAACUUUUGUUUCACUAAAGUAUGGAUAGGUAUGUGCAAAAGUAUGAAACUUAUCAGACUCUAAACUUUAUGUCGAAUACAAACUUUUUGGUGAUAUAAAAAUUGUUUGAGAAUCUAAUUAAACUCAUAAAGUUCUUCUGUUUUGCUUUGAUAACGCAAUCGACAAACUCUUGUCAUAUUGGCAAGAUUUCAAGGUUCAAAUCAGCCUGCGGAUUUCGAGUACGAUGUUGGCACAUCACUUUGAAAAGCCUAAUUGCUUUGGUCUAGUCUAAUUGCUUUGGUGGCAGAUCGCGGUAUGUUGAAAUAUGCAAGACGAAAAUAGAUCAAGAAAAAAAAA